GGAUACCAUUCAGAGUAAUAAUAAUAAUAAUAUGUGAAUGGUGAGUUGACCCGCAAUGUAACUUCCAAAUAGAGAUUUUGCUUCAAAAAUUUAGAUCCCCAAUUUUGGCUUCAACACCACCCUCCCUCCCUCUGUCUUCUAUCAAAAUGCAUCCCCAUCUCUUCCCAACCAUCAAAUUGUCCUUGAUGAUAGUAACCAUAACCUUAAUCCAUUUUCCAACAUCUUUACUGGCGGAUAAUGAGCAAUAUCUCACUUGUGAGGCACCAUUUAACUGUGGCAACCUUAUGAACCUCGGUUAUCCAUUCUGGGCAUCCAAUCGACCAAACUAUUGCGGUCACCCUAGUUUUCAGUUAGACUGCAGCAGCAAUGUUCCGCAGAUCAACAUCACUGCCAUGAAUUACAGAGUCCUUGAAAUCAAUAACUCAUCACGGACACUCAAGGUUGCUAGGACGGAUUACUUGGACACGAUUUGCCCUGCUGCGUUGGUUAAUACCACCGUUGAUAACAACUUAUUUUCCUAUGUUACUUCAGCUGAUACAAACCUGACACUCUAUUAUAAUUGCCGUACGCCUCUAGCUGCUCUUCCAAAUCUUGACAUUUAUCAGUUUAAUUGCUCCAUAAACAAUACCAACUUUAUCAAUUACUAUACCCAGAGCUCUCAGACCUCUUUGGUAAUUAGCAACUUAACUGGAGCAUGCAACUACUGGGUCAAUGUUCCUGUUCUGCAAUCAGCAGUUCCAACUACUGCAACUUAUGAUGCAGUAAUUGCAGCUAUUGAUAGCGGUUUCAUGUUGGGGUGGAAUGCAACUAAUUCCCAGUGUGAUACAUGCCUCAAGGCUGGAGGGCUGUGUGGUUCCGACCCAACCACGAGUAUAUUCGCUUGCCACUCAACAAGAUCAUCUUCCGAGCAAUAUGAUGAGUUGGGUAGACUUGGCCUAGGUAUUAUAGCUGCUGUGUUUGGGAUUAUAGUAGUCUGUAUCAUAAUAUGUUGCCUUAGAAGAGAACAAUUGAGUAAGGCAUUGAUCUUUUGGAGGACAGCAAGGAAAAAUGAUGAAAAUGUCAAGGCAUUUAUAUUGAAUUAUGGUUCACUUGCUCCUAAGCAUUAUAGUUAUUCAGAGAUCAAGAAGAUGACCAACUCAUUCAUAAACAAACUGGGGCAAGGAGGAUAUAGCAGUGUAUACAAAGGAAAGCUACCAGAUGGUAAGCUCGUGGCAGUAAAAGUUCUAAGUGAAUCCAAAGGCAAAGGAGAAGAUUUUAUUAAUGAAGUUGCUAGCAUUAGUAGGACUUCUCAUGUUAAUGUAGUCACUCUUUUAGGUUUUAGUUGUGAAAAGAACAAGCAAGCUCUAAUAUAUGAAUUUAUGCCCAAUGGAUCUCUAGACAGGUUCAUCUACCAUCGAGAUUCUUCAGCAACAAAUUGUCAUUUGGAAUGGAAAACAUUGUACAAAAUCGCAGUUGACAUUGCUCGAGGACUAGAAUAUUUACAUCAAGGUUGUAGCACAAGAAUUCUGCAUUUCGACAUAAAACCUCAAAAUAUUCUUUUAGAUGAAGAUUUCAACCCAAAAAUCUCUGAUUUUGGCCUCGCUAAACUCUGCCAAAGAAAAGACAGCAUUGUAUCAAUGCUUGGCAUGAGAGGAACAGUAGGGUAUAUUGCCCCAGAAGUAUUUAGUCGUAACUUUGGAGGGGUCUCUUAUAAGUCUGAUGUCUAUAGCUAUGGAAUGCUUGUUCUUGAAAUGGUUGGAGGAAGAAAGAAUUUUGAUAAUGGAGUGUCCAACAGUAGCGAAAAAUAUUUUCCAGAUUGGAUUUAUAAGGAUCUUGAACUAGGUAUGGAUGGAAGAACAUAUGGGGUCAUGACAGUGGAGGAACAAGAGACAACAAGGAAGAUGAUACUAGUGAGUUUAUGGUGCAUUCAAACGAAUCCAUCCGAUCGACCAUCCAUGAAUAAGGUGGUAGAGAUGUUAGAAGGAACCCUUCAUUCCUUACAAAUUCCUCCAAAGCCUUUCUUGUGUUCGCCUAAAGGGUCACCAGUAGAUUCUUCCACAACUUCAUAAAAAUGAGCCGAAAGCAAUUUACAAGGAAAAAUACAGAUUCAGCAUUGGGCAGAAUAAAAGAAACAUUCCUCAUUAGUCAUCACAUGUUUGAAUUUCUUAUAUUUAUGGCUUGAAUUAUACAUGAUAUGUUUUACUCUUGACUACAAAAA
Molecule: messenger RNA, 2197 nt
Organism: Quercus robur (English oak)
Lineage: Eukaryota; Viridiplantae; Streptophyta; Magnoliopsida; Fagales; Fagaceae
Product: LEAF RUST 10 DISEASE-RESISTANCE LOCUS RECEPTOR-LIKE PROTEIN KINASE-like 2.1
Exons: 3
Coding region: 147-2048 (633 amino acids)
Biological process (GO): protein phosphorylation
Molecular function (GO): ATP binding; polysaccharide binding; protein kinase activity
Source: RefSeq, a predicted model, not a curated record